CCACGGAUGAAAAAUAGUAAUACACAUAAAUUUGAGUAGGCAGACAUACUUAUCCGUGAUACGAUACAGACCGUAAGAGAUUAAAUGUUGUCAGUGGUUAUGUUGUAGCAAUGGGAUUUCAUGUGCUUAUUGUGUUAGCAUUUAUUGGUGUUUUGGUUGCCAGUGUACUGACUGAAUUUUCUGCAGAAGAUUGCUGGUCACUGGGACUGAAUAAGGCAAAUCUACUGUGUUCAUCAUGUGACAACUUGCCAACCUUUGAACUUGAUAUUUUAAAGGACCACUGCAACCAGUGUUGUCACAGGGAUGAAAGUGGCCAUGCAGUAAAACGAUAUGCCCAGGCUCGACUUGAGGUCUGUACCUGUAAAUUUGGUGCUUACCCACAGAUUCAAGCAUUUGUUAAAAGUGAUCGACCAGCAAAAUUCCCCAAUCUCCAAAUUAAAUAUGUUAGGGGCCUUGACCCAAUAAUAAAAUUGAUGGAUAAGGAUGGAAAUGUUCAAGAUGUGCUUGCUAUAGAUAAGUGGAAUACAGAUUCAGUGGAAGAAUUCCUGAAAAUGCAUUUGCUGUCUGACAGUGAAGAAAACGAUUUCUUAGAAACAAAUAUGAUAUAAUAGCUGACAGUUAACUAGUUAACUUUAUAUAGGUUACCAGGUGUUUAAAUAAUGAUGUGAGAAAAUGAUGCAAAAACAUAUAUUACUUAUACAUAAAUAUUUAACUCAGUUUAAUUUUUUUGUAUGUAUUUAUUUUACUGGCUUCCCUUCGUUUUAAAAUACUCUUUUUUUUCAGAUUUACUUGAAAUUCAGAUUUGUACAUUUGAUUCCAGCAAAGAUUUCAGCUAAUGACGCUUCACAGUGUUACUGCAUAAAGAACCUAUCUGCAUUUAAAAAAAAAGAUGAAGAGAGAAAUUUGUAUUGUAUGGUUGGUGUUUUGUAAUAUAGUGUAAAACAUUCAAAUAGGUUUAUUGUUUUGAAUGUAUAUAAUCCAGUCCUGUUCCAGUCUCCAUUUGAGGGAUAUCACUGUAGAUUACUUGCUUCUGUGUUACUUUUGUCAGCUACUGAAUGUACAUGUUAAACUGAAAUACAAAAAAUUGAACCAUAAUAUCUGAGCCUAGGUCUUUUGAGGUUGAUAUUGCAAUUGAAAGAUUGGAGAGUGUAAAUCACCAGGCUGUUGCUGAAACAGUAGAUGAAACAUGACAUUCUGAAUGAAGAUCUAUUCAUCCUAUUUGGAAUAAAGAAUUGUGACAGUA
This is a messenger RNA of Cryptotermes secundus, 1243 nucleotides long. RefSeq names its product selenoprotein F. The record is from RefSeq and is a predicted model, not a curated record. Gene Ontology annotation, molecular function: oxidoreductase activity. Lineage: Eukaryota; Metazoa; Arthropoda; Insecta; Blattodea; Kalotermitidae. Gene Ontology annotation, cellular component: endoplasmic reticulum lumen. Bases 111 to 608 code for a protein of 165 amino acids. The transcript is spliced from 5 exons.